Maylandia zebra (zebra mbuna) is the source of this 1171-nucleotide messenger RNA. The record is from RefSeq and is a predicted model, not a curated record. NCBI's taxonomy places the organism in Eukaryota, Metazoa, Chordata, Actinopteri, Cichliformes, Cichlidae.
CUCUAGUCAAAAUGCCCGGGCGGAUUUUUUGUCCCAGUCCAUGCCUGGCUGGACCCAGAGUGAAAUUAAUUUGUUAUUUCUUAUCUUUCAUCUGAAAAGUGUCACUUACGUUAAUACAUACAGGUGACUUUGUUUUAGAACUUUUAUGGUGCGCUAAUUACAUUAAAUUUCAACAUAUCAUUUUGUGGCAGGUUGUGGUUUAGCAUCAGGUGAGGGGUAGAGCAAGUUCAGGUGACAGUGGCAGAGGAGGCUGGGAGAAAGAGCUGAUGCCUGCCACGGUGUGAAACGAGUGGCUUCGAGUUGUGAACUAAAUAAAAACUAUUAGUGAAACGUGACGCAGAACUGUCUCCUUGUGUGUGUCAUAACAGAGAUCAGUAACAGAGUGAUACAGUGGUGCCCAGCUUGCCGCUACGACAUGUCAAACCCACAGAAUCUACAGCCAGCUCAGGCACUGGCUCAAAUGAUGGCCAGCAUGGCAGACUUGCAGCAGCAGCAGGCAGUACUGCACCAGCGGCAGACGCAGAUGCUACUAAACCUUUUGCCUCAGUCUGGGGCCGCUGCGAAUCCGCUCCACCUGGAACUCUCUCCAGAAGACCAUCGUCGCCGCUUCCGUGGUUGCCGCAUGGGACCACAAGAAGGGCCUUCGGCUUUUGCCCAGCAGCUCCUGUACGACGCGGGGAGGUGGCUGCAUCCUGGCCCGACACAAGGGGAGGCGCAGCUGCUGGAGGCUGUCGUUCUGGAGCAGUUUGUGGAGGGGCUCCCAAGGGAAAUGGCGGACUGGGUCAAGUGUCGCAAGCCACCCAAUCUGGAGGCGGCAGUGAGGCUGGCUGAAGAACACCUGGCGGCGCGGACGGAAAACCCCAGAAGAUCGCAGCCAGGGGAGGUCCUGGCAGCGACAGGCGCUGUACCUGGCUCAUUGGUGGCUGCACAGACACAGGGACAGGUGCGUGAGCAGUGUGGGGACCUGGGACAUUUUCAACAGGAAUGCCAGGAGGACGCCAUGGAGGUGCAGCAGGUGUACAGUGUUACCGGGAUGUCUACACCCAACUUUGGUCGAGGAGGGCUGUACAGCGUUCUGUCUCCAGUCGCAGCUCAACACAGCCCGUUCCUCCUGCACUAUCAGGAGCAGGAUCAGCAGAAACUCCUCAACAGCAACAUUGUACCCCAUCAG